AUGACUUCAUAUCAGCUGUGGGGUCUGAGGUCUCCCUUUGAUGAAAGUUCCCAGUUGGAUGGAUACUGUGCAUGUCCUUCUGGGAAACCAGAUGCAGCAGAAACAAUUGAGGUGGCAUCACCAUCAGACCAAGAAGUCGCGCUCUACCUGCAAGAUAAUGUUAUGACCAAUGACUGGAAGCUGUUGGGCCUACUUGCAGAAACAGAUAGUAUCAGUCCUGCGAUGUGGUGUUACACUCUCAAAGCCGAGCAUGACACCGCCACAGUUGUGUAUAAACCUCAACCUGUCAAACUCAACUCUGUGGAUUCAGCCAUCACCACUGGAGCACCACAACUGACAGGCGUCUUCCAUAUUUCUGAAGGAUCAGCCUUUACUGAAAUCAGUGCUGAUUCCCCAGCAUCUACGUCAACUGCACAAUAUAAUGUCAUUGUGAUGAUUUACAGACGAUUAUUAAGAGUUGUCACUUUAAUCUAUACAGCCUACCAGAAGUGUUUUCAUGCCUUACAACUUCCAGUUUAAUGCUGGCUUCUUAAGAGGAUUUUGAAUUUAAAGAUGAAAACUGUCUUUAUCUCUAAUUUUCCUUUCUAAUGCUUCUAUCAUUUAAAAAAAGAACACACAUUGAUGUGAUACCACAACCGCUGCAGUUCACGAGUAAGCUGUGGUUGCCUUUUACCUUAAAGAUAUGAGUUCAUUUGGCAUAAUAAUAUUUCUGACAAUGGACUCUUAGAAUGAAGAAUAGCACUGGGAAAGUAUAUAUUAAUUUGCAACUAUUGUUCUUUAUGUCCAGGUACACUAGCAUUGGGAAUUGGUUGAGAUGAUCUCAGCAAUUAAUUCAAUGAAUUAUUAGAUAAUAAAUAUCAAGUUUAAGAUGUGAUAUGUUGAGAAUAACAAAAAUAAAACUAACAGAUUUCUAGCAUUUGUACAAUCACUUGUGUUUACAACAAAUUUGUUUCUAAUUUUUCAACAGGUUUUUAUGUUUUUUUAGAAACACAUUAUUCCAUGGCACUGACAUUC
This is a messenger RNA of Hypanus sabinus (Atlantic stingray), 1014 nucleotides long. Its product is annotated as FANCD2 opposite strand protein-like. The transcript has a single exon. The coding region runs from base 1 to 519 and encodes 172 amino acids. The record is from RefSeq and is a predicted model, not a curated record. Lineage: Eukaryota; Metazoa; Chordata; Chondrichthyes; Myliobatiformes; Dasyatidae.